AUGGAAGAUUUCUUCGCGACGGGCUUCCAUCAGUUCUACACAGAAUUCCAGGAUGUGCCUGAGGAUGAGGAUUUGGGCAUGUGGGAUGAUCCUCUGUUCACUCCCAUUGCCUGCUCACCUCUGGACACUUCUCUGGCUGCACAGGUGCCCGAGGACACGAGUUAUGUAACUCUGGAAUCCGCUUCUCAGCCUCAGGAUGCCUUCAGCAGUUGGAAUUCUCAAGAUUCCUGUCGUUUUGAUUGGGAAUUAAAUCUGGAGCAAUUGCUCCUGGAGGAUUCUUCUCCCCUGCUCACUCCACUGCCCGAGAAGACUCCUCUGUGCUCGGAUUCGUGCGAUUUAUUCCUCAAGGAGAGCUCUGAGAAUCUCAAACUCGCUUCGAGGCAGGAAGUUAAAGUCUUCCACUGUACCUUCGACACCUGCGGAAAAUCCUACGCCAAAGCAGCUCAUCUCAAGGCCCAUCUCCGGCGGCAUCUUGGGGACAAGCCCUACGCCUGUGUCUGGCCCAAUUGCUCCUGGAGGUUCUCUCGCUCAGACGAACUGGCUAGGCACAGGAGGAGUCAUUCCGGCAUCAAGCCAUACAACUGCGACUACUGCCCCAAAUCCUUCGCCAGAUCUGACCACCUGGCCAAGCACAGGAGAGUCCAUGAGAGGAAGAUCCUCUCUGGUAAAGUGAAAGGAGUCUGGAGAGCUCUGCCGCCGGCUAAACCAGGCAGGAAGCCCAAAAAGCCACCACCAGAAGCGGGAAAUGUCUUUGUGUGA
Phlebotomus papatasi is the source of this 759-nucleotide messenger RNA. It is a transcript of the gene Klf15, whose product is annotated as Krueppel-like factor 3. Gene Ontology annotation, molecular function: RNA polymerase II cis-regulatory region sequence-specific DNA binding; DNA-binding transcription factor activity, RNA polymerase II-specific. Gene Ontology annotation, biological process: regulation of transcription by RNA polymerase II. Bases 1 to 759 code for a protein of 252 amino acids. NCBI's taxonomy places the organism in Eukaryota, Metazoa, Arthropoda, Insecta, Diptera, Psychodidae. The record is from RefSeq and is a predicted model, not a curated record. The transcript has a single exon.